AUGCGUUUCGUAUCAGCGCUUGCUGUCGCGGCGGCCACCGUCAGCGGCGCCCUUGCGCAGGACUUCGUUCUGGGCUUCAACUCGGGAGCCUCUGACGACACUGGCAAGGCCAAGACACAGGCGGACUUUGAGAAGGAGUUCACCACAGCGCAGAACCUCGAGGGCGCGCCGGGCGACUUCACCGCUAUCCGCCUGUACUCCAACAUCCAGUGGCAGACGACCGACACUCCUAUCGCCGCCUUCCCUGCUGCCAUCAAGACAAACUCCAAGCUCCUUCUCGGUAUCUGGGCCUCGGGAACUGAAGAUAUUGACAACGAGCUGAAGGCGCUGAACUCUGCUGUUGAGGAGUACGGCACCAAGCUGACGGAUCUCGUAAUUGGACUGUCGGUCGGUUCCGAGGAUCUCUACCGUGUGUCUGAGCCCGGUAUCCGGAACAAGGCUGGUGUAGGUAACAGCGCCGAGAAGAUUGUCGAGUUCAUCAAGGCCGCGCGCGAGCGUCUUGCCGACACUCCUCUUAAGGAUGUCAAGAUCACCCACGUCGACACCUGGACUGCUUGGGUCAACGAGUCCAACGCCGCUGUCAUCGACGAGAUCGACUUCUUGGCCGUGAACGCGUUCCCCUUCUACGAAUCCGAGCUGGACAACAAGAUUGACAACGCUGGCAAGCUCUUGAGCAGUGCCAUCAGCGCAACCGAGGGUGUUGCUGGAGGCAAGGACGUGUGGGUUACCGAGACAGGUUGGGCAUACAGCGGUCCAGACUUUGGUGCUGCCAAGUCAACUGUGGACAACGCCGAGACAUACUGGAAGGAUGUCGGUUGCGCGCUCUUCGGCAAGAAGAACGUCUUUUGGUACACACUCCGCGACGCCAACCCCGCGAACAAGGUCAAGUUCGCCGUCUCUGACAACCUCUCCACCACCCCGCGCUUCGACCUAAGCUGCCCGAAGGAACAGAAGGAGUUGCCAUCAGCGGAGCCCGUUAACAACGGUACUUCAUCUGGUGGCUCUUCAAGCAGCAACACCACCACUGGCGGUAACAACAACGACAGCGGUAACAACAGCGACAACGGUAACGACGGCGGAAACGAAAGUGCUCAGCAAUCGGGCACCGCCGCCCCUAGCGGUACUGGAGCUGGAGCUGCUACUUCGGUCUCGGUCGUGAACUCGAUGGCCAUGGCCUUGUCGGUCGUCUUCGCUAUUGCUGCCUGGGCCUUGUAA
Messenger RNA from Alternaria rosae, 1215 nucleotides. Its product is annotated as GPI-anchored cell wall beta-1,3-endoglucanase EglC. Gene Ontology annotation, molecular function: glucan endo-1,3-beta-D-glucosidase activity; 1,3-beta-glucanosyltransferase activity. Gene Ontology annotation, biological process: cell wall organization. Gene Ontology annotation, cellular component: cell surface; extracellular region; fungal-type cell wall. Bases 1 to 1215 code for a protein of 404 amino acids. Lineage: Eukaryota; Fungi; Ascomycota; Dothideomycetes; Pleosporales; Pleosporaceae. The record is from RefSeq and is a predicted model, not a curated record. The transcript has a single exon.